AUGGAGACAACGACAGUUACACUGGCUUUGCUGGGACUUGACAACGCUGGCAAAACGGCAACCGUCAAAAGCAUUCAAGGAGAAAACCCAGAGGAUGUGACUCCCACGGUGGGCUUUUCUGCAGUGGAUGUCACACAGGGGGAGUUUGCUGUGUCCAUCUUUGACCUGGGUGGGGCGCAGAGGAUCCGGGACAUCUGGAAGCACUACUUCUCCGAGUCUCACGCUGUGGUGUACGUGGUGGACUCCAGCGAUGCCCAGCGCAUGGAGGAGACCAGGGACGCUCUGGCCAAGGUCCUCGAACACCCCUGCAUCGCUGGGAAGCCUGUGCUUCUGCUGGCGAACAAGCAGGACAGAGAAGGAGCCCUGCGUGAGGCUGACAUCAUAGAUAAGAUGUCCCUGGAGAAGCUUGUCAACCAGCACAAAUGUCGUUGUAAAAUAGUGCCGUGCUCUGUGAUAAUGGCCAGAGGAAGGAAGGCCAUUGAGAGUGGGUUGAAGUGGCUGCUGGAGACUGUGGCCCUGGAUUAUGAGGUCAUCAGCAAGCGUGUGCAGAAGGACACAGCAGAGCAGAGGGGGAAGGAAGAAGUGGAGAGGAGAGGGAGGGCUGAGAGAGUGCGCCAGGUUCGAGAGGAAAGGAUGAAGAAAGAGGAGGAGGAGGCUGAACACCAGGAAAAGACAGCAGAGGAGAAGAAGAAUGAGAAGCAAGAGGACAAGGGCAUCAUGGACAACCCCUUCCAGCCAAUCAGGGACAUCAUUUCAGAGAUGGAGGGGAGCAAGAGGCAGACAGAGAAGAGAGCUGACCCAGAGGAAGAGGAUGCUGUGGCUGUGGAGGAAGAACAGAGUAGCACCUCCAAUGCCAGAUAG
Megalops cyprinoides (Indo-Pacific tarpon) is the source of this 861-nucleotide messenger RNA. RefSeq names its product ADP-ribosylation factor-like protein 13B. Gene Ontology annotation, cellular component: non-motile cilium; ciliary membrane. The transcript has 8 exons. Gene Ontology annotation, molecular function: GTPase activity; GTP binding. The record is from RefSeq and is a predicted model, not a curated record. Gene Ontology annotation, biological process: receptor localization to non-motile cilium; non-motile cilium assembly. The coding region runs from base 1 to 861 and encodes 286 amino acids. NCBI's taxonomy places the organism in Eukaryota, Metazoa, Chordata, Actinopteri, Elopiformes, Megalopidae.